AUGGAUUAUUUUGAAAAUUAUUCAUAUUUUGAAAAUUUAACCUAUGAAAAUGAUGGUAAUUUUAAUGAUUAUAUUCUUCCAUUUCCUCUUACUUUUAUCUUAACUCAUGUUGAAAUUGGAAUAAUUCAUUUUUUAUUAUCUUCUUUUUUCAUGGUCCUUCAACUUUUAGUAUUUUUGAGUUUCUUUAAUAACAAAGAACUUUUUACAAAGACAUCCUUUAUAAUAAUAUUCAAUCAUGGAAUUUUAUCUUUUAUACAACAAAUUUGUCAUGUUAUAACUGCAAUAUUGACUAUAUUUUUUAUUAAAAAAAUAUCAAGACUACUUUCAAUAAUUGGAUCAUUAUUAACUGCUUCAUAUAUUGGAAGUAUAAUUUUUAUCUUUCUAUUAACACUUAAUCGUUUUGAUAUUCUUUAUGAUAUUCAAUUAAUAAAUUUUGAACGAAAAGAAAUUAUUUAUAUAAUUUUUAUUAUUAUAUGCUACUUAUGUACAAUAACAUUAUUUAUUGUUUAUAUUGUAUUUCCUGAAUUUAUGUUAGUAUUUAAUUAUAAUCUUUUUGAAUGGCAAUAUGAAAACCGUUUAGAAAGUAGAACAGUUUAUCAAUUUGAAAAAUAUUCAAUCUUAUCAUUACUAGGAGUAUCAUUAAUUUUACAAAUUUUAAUAUUUUUUAAAGUAAUUUUUCUUCGUUGUAGUACUAAUAGAAAAAUAGUAUUUGUUGCUGAUGAUUUAAAAAUUAUUCUUCAUGCAUUUUUAUGUUUUGUUACAGCAUUAAUUCUUGAAUUAAUUAGAGAUGGAAUAUUUUUUUAUAUAUAUUGGUCAGGAAAUCAAAUAAUUAUACCACAUAUUUUACGAAUUUUUUGUUCAGUUUCUAACAGUUUUUUUGUAUUAUGUUUUGUAAAAGAAAUUCGUAACUAUAUAUUUAUUUCAAAACAUGUAAAAACUGACUUUAGAAAUACUACUAUUGUGAAGUCUAUUAAGGUAUCUGGUAACAUAAAUAAUAUUAGAAAUAUUGCAUAA
Molecule: messenger RNA, 1014 nt
Organism: Strongyloides ratti
Lineage: Eukaryota; Metazoa; Nematoda; Chromadorea; Rhabditida; Strongyloididae
Product: 7TM GPCR, serpentine receptor class x (Srx) family-containing protein
Exons: 3
Coding region: 1-1014 (337 amino acids)
Source: RefSeq, a predicted model, not a curated record